CAUCAGCUCAGUUACUUUUUGGACGGCCAGCUGGGAGGAGGUGAAAUGGAGGUGACCGGCGAAAGCAGGGUGGAGAAUAUCGGUCACAAUCUUAUUCUAAAGGGUCGCGGUGCAGGUCGCACCGGCCGUCUGGAGGGCUCUCUCGUGGUGGACCAGAUCCACCCGCUACAGAACGCACUGACUGCCAAGGUGCUGGUGGACCCCACUGAGGAUGGGCGCGCUUUCAAGGCCUCCGCCGUGUGGCCCGACAAUCGCCUCGCGCUGGAGGGUGACAUGCACUUCACGUCCGCGAGCGACUUUGGCGUGGGCCUGCAGUUCCUCUCACCGUUCGAGGCCGUCAAGGACGCAGGUCUGAUGGUCAAACACAAGUUCGUCCAGGACGCGUGGCAAGACCUUGGGUGGAAGGUUCAGUCGGAGGCGCGCGUGGCCUGGCUGCUCGACAACGCGAUGGCCCUGACGCUGGACGCCGACCUCGACUCGCUCAGCGCGUUCGACGCGCGCGCCGAGCUGAGCCUGCCGCUGCCGCGCUGGAACCGGGCGUCGGUGAGCCUGCGGAACAGGCCGCAGCCCGACGUGCGCGGUCUGUCCACCGGCUUCGAGGCUGCCAUCGCCGGACAUAAGCUGGCGCUGACCGCGGACGGCUCUCUGGGCGUCCUCCCCUCCGACAAGCGGUACGGCACGGUGACGCUGACGCUGCCGGCUGGCCCCGUCCAGCAGCUGACGGUGGCCGCUAGUGUGCAGCGGUCGAAGCCCGGGGUAUACGAGACCUUCUUCUCGCCCGUCUGGAGACUACGCGACGGUACCUCGCAGGAGAUCCGCCUGACGAGCGUGGUGGAUCUGGGCACGUCCGGCGCGGGCUCGCUGCAGGCCAACCUGCGCCUGCUGACGCCGUGGCUAGACAUGCUGUUCCUGGAGCUGCACCACGCGCCCACCUCACCGGGCGACUUCGUCACACGCUUGGUGGGCUCGCUCGGACGGCAGAGUGUGCACCUCAGGGGACAGCUGAUGGGUCUGAGAGAACAGAAGGGGUACAAGUUUCUGCUGAACACGACAUCUAAUAUCCAGUUCAUACCCGCGUUCGAUGCUAUGACAACGGUAGUAACCUACCCCAGUUACCGGAUGAUGUUUUCUGCUUGGACGCCAAAAGAGUACCGUCUGACGGUAACGAGCGAUCGCAGCACGGCGGCCAGCACAGUGAUCGAGACCGAGCUCCGGACGCCACUGAGCGGGGUCGAGCUCGUCAGGGCCAGGGUUGAGCUGGAGCAGCGCUCCGAGGAGCGGGCGCUGUCGGCCGAGGUGACUCUGCCCAGCCGCGAACAGAUCAGAGUCAGCGGCACCCUGGCGCCCAUGGACCUCCGGCUUUCCGUCACGACACCCUUCGACGGCAUUCGGACCGGGUCGCUCCGCCUCUCGAUGGGGGUCGUCGCUGAGCGACUGAACCCCGUUCUGCGGAUAUCUUGGGACAGAUACAAGGUUGAACUGAUCGGUACCGCUAUUCCCGGUGAAGAUGACAGCCGUCCGACGCAGGUGACGGGGUCACUCCUCAUCGACGUUCCCGUGGGUCCGCGCGUCACCGGCAACUUCCAGCUCAGUGAGCACGCCGGCUCGCGAGGGCUCGUCUACGACCUGACAGCGGCAUCGACGGUCGAUCAAAACAGCUACCAGAUGGAGGGGCAAAUCUUCACCGGCGCGCAGAAGGCCGGCUUCGACAUCCGGACGACCUCCAGUGACCCCUCGGCGCACAUAUCGGCCGCGGUUGUCGUCACGGUCAACGCCGUGCCCGGCGUGGUGGGGCUUCGCGUCCAGCUGAACACGCCCCACGAACCCAUCCGAGACGUCUCGCUCAGCGUCGAGUACAAGACCGGCACCGACGGCCGCCAGCUGGGCGCCAAGCUGCGCCACCCGCAGCUGACGGCGGAGCUGGGCUCGCGGCUGGCGCUCGUCUCCUGGCGCCACUUCCACGUCGGCCUGAACGGCAAGCUGAACAUGGGUCAGCUGGACCUGCGCCGGUCGGUCAGUACGCGGUGCGGAGGCCAUACUCGGGCGCCCUGCGUCUGGUGCGUCGCCGGCUCGGCUCCGAGUGGGAGGUCACCGCGCGCGGCUCGCUGACGCCCCGCGACAGACGCUGGGACGCGUCGCUCAACCUCACGCUGCCCAUCGACGGCUACAAGGCCGUGCGCAUGGAUGCCGAGUUCACUCAGCCGUCCAGCGCCGUGUAUCGGGUCAGGACAACGGCCAAGAUUGACCCCGAGUCGAGUUUCUACCAGCGCACUUCGCACAGGCUGGCUGUGAACGCAGACCUCAGCAGCCUGCCGGCGGUGAGCGGCGAACUCAGCUACCUUCACCGCGACCUGGACGAUGACCUG
Molecule: messenger RNA, 2366 nt
Organism: Pollicipes pollicipes
Lineage: Eukaryota; Metazoa; Arthropoda; Thecostraca; Pollicipedomorpha; Pollicipedidae
Exons: 15
Coding region: 46-2109 (687 amino acids)
Source: RefSeq, a predicted model, not a curated record